UCUCUCCCUUCUUGCCUCCUGGUUUGGUACCUCCAACCCAGGUAGGCCUUUAGUUGCUUGAGUAUCCAUAGUUGAUUAGGAUGGCUUAAACUAGAACCCCUCUACCAUCAGAGCACAAAGAAAAACCAAGAAGCCAUUUUCCUCUUUUGGGGGUACAGGAAAACCCUUCUUGUCUUGUUAACUUUUUGUCACCCAGCAUAUUUUCCUGUACGCCCAAACCUAUUGAAUCAUGCAUACCAUUGCAAGCCUCUUGCUUUCUCUUGUUUGUAUCUCUGUUUCAUUAAAUGGCAUUAAUGCUGCACCUAUAGAGGACCCAGGGUCAUUGAUCUUGGAUUGUGGGUUGGAAGAAGGUGGUGCCAAGGAUGGUGAUGGAAGGCAAUGGAGCCCUGAUAAUAAGUUCCUGGUAGAAGGUACAAAUUCAUUCACAUCCAAAGCCUCCUACCAAGACCCUUCCGUUUUGUCUGAGGUUCCAUACAUGUCAGCUCGAGUUUUCACAUCCGAGGCAACAUACAAAUUCCCUGUUCAACCUGAUAAGCGCUAUUGGCUCAGGCUCCAUUUUUAUCCCUCUCUUUAUGGCAGUUUCAACCCCUCCGAUUCAUAUUUCUCCGUGACUGCAAAUGGGGUUACGCUCCUCAGCAAUUUCAGCGCCUCAAUCACUUGUGAGGCCCUCUCACAAGCUUACAUUGACAGAGAGUAUUCCCUUGCACCUUUGAAUUCAGAUAGUUUGACUCUUACCUUCAAGCCUUCUGACAAGUACAACGGGGCUUUUGCUUUUGUCAAUGGCAUUCAGUUGAUCCAAAUGCCCGAGUUGUUUGAUUCAGCUGCAUUGGUCGGGUACACUGAGCAAACCGUGGACGUCAAAAGUUUGAAUUUGCAAACCAUGUUCAGACUAAACGUUGGUGGACAGUAUAUAUCUCCAACACAAGACUCUGGCCUUACAAGGAUGUGGUACGAUGACACACCUUACCUUUAUGGUGCAGCCACUGGUGUCACCAACCAAGCUACCAAGGAUGUCAAAAUCAACUACCAGACCAUGCCACAGUACAUUGCUCCUUCUGAUGUCUACUCCACGUCAAGAUCAAUGGGUACCAAUAAGGAUGUAAACAUGGGCUACAAUCUCACGUGGAUUUUCCAAGUUGAUCCAAAUUCCAUGUACCUGGCGAGGUUGCAUUUCUGUGAUUACUAUUAUUCCAAAGUUAACGAGAUUGUUUUCAAUAUCUUCGUGAACAACCAAACAGCACAAGCUCAAGCUGAUGUGAAUGGGUGGACAGGAGGCAAAGGUGUGCCAACUUACAAGGACUAUGUUGUAUAUGUCCAAGAUGGGGAGGGAGAUGAGCAGCUCUGGCUUGCUCUUCAUCCAGCACCUGAUACAAAGCCAGAGUUUUAUGAUGCCAUACUCAAUGGGGUGGAGAUAUUCAAGCUCAAUGACACAGACUUGUCUGGCCCCAAUCCUCAGCCUUCGGACAUGCUCCUCAAGCAUGAAGAGGAAACGAGUUUCCAAAACCACAAAGCAUAUGAUAAGAAUGUCAUUAUUGGUGGAGCUGCUGGAGGUGCUGCAGGUUUUGCGUUAAUGGCUGCAAUAUGCGUUGCUGUCUACCACAAGAAGAAGAGACUUCCGGGGUCACACACGCACACAAGCUGGCUGCCCAUCUAUGGGAACUCAAGCUCAACUGGCAGCAAAUCCACCAUAUCUGGGAAGAGCUAUGGUAGUGCCAACCUAUCCGCCGGGGCUCAAGGUCUUUGCCGCUAUUUCUCCUUACAAGAGAUAAAGCAAGCAACCAAGAAUUUUGAUGAGUCCAACGUCAUUGGUGUUGGUGGAUUUGGAAAGGUUUACAAGGGUGUUAUUGAUAGUGGAAUGAAAGUGGCAAUUAAGAGGUCGAACCCACAAUCAGAACAAGGAGUUAAUGAAUUCCGGACUGAAAUUGAGAUGCUUUCCAAGCUGAGACACAAGCAUUUGGUGUCCUUGAUGGGAUUUUGCGAGGAAGAUGAUGAGAUGUGUCUGGUUUAUGACUACAUGGCUCUCGGCACCUUUAGGGAACAUCUAUACAAGGGCAACAAGCCUGUGUCUACUCUAUCAUGGAAGCAAAGGCUGGAGAUCUGCAUUGGAGCUGCAAGAGGGCUUCACUACCUUCACACAGGGGCUAAGUACACCAUCAUUCAUAGAGAUGUCAAAACAACAAACAUUCUCUUGGAUGAAAACUGGGCUGCCAAGGUUUCGGAUUUUGGGUUGUCAAAAACGGGUCCAGAUAUGAAAAAUGGUCAUGUUAGUACAGUGGUGAAGGGCAGUUUUGGCUACUUGGAUCCUGAAUACUUCAGGAGGCAACAGUUGACUGAGAAGUCUGAUGUCUACUCAUUUGGGGUUGUUCUGUUUGAAGCCCUCUGUGCCAGGCCUGUUCUAAAUCCUAGCCUUCCAAAGGAACACGUUAGUCUUGCGGAAUGGGCAUUGCUCUGCAAACAAAAAGGAACACUGGAGGAUAUUAUUGACCCCCAUAUCAAAGGACAGAUUCAUCCAGAAAGCUUGAAGAAGUUUGCAGACACAGCUGAAAAGUGCUUGUCUGAUCAUGGAGGUGAUCGUCCCUCCAUGAAUGAUCUGCUGUGGAAUCUUGAAUUUGCUCUCAACCUGCAAGAAAACCGUGAUGGUUCAACUCACUCUGCACGUGUUGACCAAAGUGAGUUUGAAGAAAUAAGCUUGGGAAAUACCGACAUGGCAAGCCAUUAUAAAAACCUGAGCCUUGGAAGUGAGUAUGAGCAUGAGCUUAGCCAGGAUUCCAUUGAGAAUUCGACUGCUGCUAUCUUCUCACAAUUUGUCAAUCAAAAUGGACGAUGA
Molecule: messenger RNA, 2827 nt
Organism: Gastrolobium bilobum
Lineage: Eukaryota; Viridiplantae; Streptophyta; Magnoliopsida; Fabales; Fabaceae
Product: receptor-like protein kinase ANXUR1
Exons: 1
Coding region: 230-2827 (865 amino acids)
Biological process (GO): protein autophosphorylation
Cellular component (GO): plasmodesma; plasma membrane
Molecular function (GO): ATP binding; transmembrane receptor protein tyrosine kinase activity
Source: RefSeq, a predicted model, not a curated record